AGGGUAUCCAUUGGCAUUACUCAGCCACCUUCAUUUUCAUGAUCAGCAUUGACAACUACUUAGUAGUUCUGACUUGAACUAUGAAUGACUAAUUCAUUGAUUUAAUUGUGUCCGAAUUGAUGUUUUACCAGUGUUGUAACGACGGGGAAAUGCUUAACAGUUCACAGCUUGUUCUUUUUGGAUCAAAAUUUUUUUUUGCUGACUUGAGUACUACCAUCAUCACCAGGAAAAAAAAAUGAAUAAGCUAGAAACCAUGGCGUCGCCCUUUAUCUUGGCACGGGAGUCUGGCGGCUUCUUUCACCGAGUAAAGGGUCUGCAUCUGCAGGACCACAGGAUCUCGGUGCCUCUCGAUUACUCGAAGACAACUACUACAUCUAUUGGUGAUCAUGGUAUCAUCCCCGACAACUCUAGAUCUACCUCUAUAACUAUCAGCAUAUAUGCUCGAGAAGUCCGGAAGGCGAGUGACGUUCCUGUUUCGACGAGCAGGGCUAGCGAGGCGGAGACGGUUGUCGCAAGCAGUAAAGAGACAAAAUUAUGGCAUCUAGUUGUACCAAAAUAAAUCCAUUUUCUAGAAGAAUAACAUCUUGGUGAUGUCCCGUUUUAUUUCACGAGAAAAGAUGCACCGAGAUCAUGCUCUUGAGGAUCAAUUCUUUUCAUAGGCAAAAGAAUGAAUGAAUGAAUCCAUUGAUAUGCACUCGGCCUUGGGCAUGGAUUUCUGUGCACGACGGACAGGUCUAAUCAAAGAAGACAAGAAGAGCUACCUUCUGUACCUCCAAGGCGGUCCAGGGUAUCGCGCUGGGCGACCGACUGGGCCAGGAGGAUGGAUCAGUGCUGCAUUGGAUGCGGGUUUUCGAGUCAUUUUGCUUGACCAACGUGGCACGGGACAGUCAACUAGAGCUAGUAUUGGCCUUCUCAAAUUAAGGGCUGAAGCAUCUCACUUGUUCUACAAAGCACUAUUCACUUCUACUCUAGAACAAGCGUUUUUGUUUUUCACUUUUUAGUAUUCCUAAAUAAUGUUUUGGUCUUGACUCUUGAGUUUGAAAAGUGAAGUGGUUCAAACACAAUCUUUAAUCAAGCGUAUGAAGGAUAAAAAAGGGGAGGACGCGGUCGCAGAUUAUCUAGCAAAUUUUCGAGCAGAUAGCAUCGUGCGUGAUGCAGAACGGCUGCGAUUGCACUUGGGGAUAGAAAAGUGGACACUACUCUUACGGCCCAUGCUCAUACUUUUAUCAUUUUCACAGAUCAUUAGUUGUAACUUGUCCCAGUACAGUUUUCUUCCCAACGAACUCUGAGAGUAUGAAGAACUUUUUGGAUUCUGACUCUGAGAGUAUGAAAAUGAUCUUAUUUAAUUGAAAGGGCAACUACACCAACUAAUGAAGAUACUGUGAGCUCUAACACUCGGGCAGAGUUUUGGUGGUUUCUGCAGUGUUCAGUAUUUGAGCAUGUAUCCGGAGUCGCUACGUGAGGUGUUGAUUACAGGAGGACUUCCGCCAUGCGUCGCACUGCCAUGCGCAGCGGAGACAGUGUAUCAGAAGCUCUUCGAACGUGUCAAGGUUCAGAACGCGAAAUACUAUCAGAGGUUUCCCCAAGACGUGGACGCAGUUAGGGAGAUCGCUAUUUAUCUACAUUGCUGUACGUUUCAGGAGAACUACAAGAAGGAGAGAGUGCAGAUGCCGAAAGGGGGCAUCCUCACAAUGCAAGGUUUUCAGGCACUGGGGAUUCUGUUCGGCCUGCAAGACGGAUUCGAACUGGUGCACUACCUGAUAGAAGACGCCUGGGACGCUGAUGGAGGCCCACACACAUCUCCUCUCCUGGAAGAAUGGCAUCUAAGUUUAAGAGUAGGUUAAAGGUGCUUUUCUUACCGCUUUUUAUGCCUCUCCCAAGGGAGAAAGGCAUAACAAGCGGGGUAAGCGAGCACCAAAAGCCUACCUCUAAUAAGUCACGAGUUUCUCGCCGGUGUAGAGAAGAUUAUAUCUCUGGACGAGGCCCCGCUCUACCUCUUGUUGCACGAGUCCAUCUACUGCAGUGGUGGCGUUAGCAAUUGGGCCUGUGAACGAGUUCGAUCUAGUGACAGACUCGUGAAGUUGUUCGACGCCGACUAUGCUAUAGACAUGCGUCAUGUUGCGGCCAGGAGAACACCAAAAUUAGAUAAAUCUUAAGGUAGCCCAAUGGCUACGGAUUCGAAUGAUGUACUUCAUCACUCUCAGCGAUGUCGCCCCUGUCCUGUGAACUAGUCCUAAUCUGCACAAGCACAGGAUAAAUUUGAGAAGGCAAAACAUCUGGCUUCUGUUGUUUUUAAGUACGAAGAUCCCUGGGGCUUAGUGCCUUUCAUCUGCCUAAGCUAACUAGAUCCGGGCCAACUAUUUAACUCGUCAACUUGUUACUUGCUGCACACGUUUAAGACCUUAAGACUUUGGUCUUGAUGUUGAUGCUGAUGAUGUUGUUGAUCUUGAUGGUGUUGAUCUUCGUGUUGCUGUCGUUAUGAUUUUCUUGUUCUUGUUGUUUCCUUGAUCAUGAUGUUCGUAAGUCUUUAAGUUGUUGACUUCCGUACUGGUAGGAUGAUCUUCAUGCUCAUGCUUGAGUUGAUUCAUAGUUUGGGGAUCGACACGUCAGCCAGUUCUCUUCACUGGGGAGAUGAUGUUCCCUUGGAUGGCCAAGACCCUCGGUGGCGGAUUGGAGUGCCUCGAUGGAGUUGCCAACAAGCUCGCCAAACGCAAAGUAGGGCCUGUUCGACAUGACGUAGAGUUACUGACUUCUUUAUUGAUGCGCUCCUACAGUAAUAUGUUUCUAUAGCGUGGUGAGCUUGUCCUUGUUGUGCGAGGGCUUGUUGUCAGAUACUGUUAUUGAAUGAGGAUUGGUCUAGUCAUUGAAUGACCAUGGGUCUAGGGAAACUCAAGGUCAAGAAGCUCCUUCUGUAUGCGUGGUGUGGCUUUUCUGCUCUUUCUUCAACCUUCUAAAAAUUUGGCCCAAGUUGUACGAUGUGGAGAAAUUGAAACGGGUUGACGUUCCGGUGGCUGCCGCAACAUACGUGGAAGAUAUGUUUGUGGACUUCGAUCUGGCACGAGAAACUGCGAAGUUGAUCGGUGCGGAAGCCGGCGCGCCGAUGCUACUAGGAGCAUCUACUUCUUCUUCCGCAACAUCGAACGGCUCGCCAGCAGCAAAGAAACAAAAAAAAGGAGACGAAUUUGAAGACAGGCAGCGUAAGACCAACUUCAAGAAACCAAAGCAACUUGGUGGAGAGCAUGUACGACAACUGAUGACAUCUGCGUACAACCAUUCCGGGUUACGCGAAGAUGGUGCUACGAUCUUCAAGGAGUUGCUGGCCAUGGUACGAGACGAACAUCCGGUGAGGUGAAAAUGUGAGGUGUAAGCGCUGUGAGGUGUACGAGCUGGGCGAUCCGAGGAUGAAGGAUUCUAAGGUGAGGGGAAGAGAUUGAACGCUUUGAUGCGCCUAGAUUUUUUCAAAAGCAAGUCGGCGGUUGGUGUUGACUGGCAGGUCGACAAAGAUAAAAGAUUUGGCACAACAACUUGCUAGAAGACUAAAAAAGCUUGCGAACAAGUCCUUUCGACCCAGAAAAACUAUGAUUUUCAUUCGAAGAUUCAAGAUUUCCGUUCGAUCAUCUUGGUCCUCCCAGGCUGGUUACCAUCCAAUCUCAAGUGGAAGCUGUGCUCGUACGAGAGAGAUGGCGACGGAGCCCUCGGAGGUGUCCU
This is a messenger RNA of Amoebophrya sp. A25, 3708 nucleotides long. Lineage: Eukaryota; Dinophyceae; Syndiniales; Amoebophryaceae. The record is from the annotation of a GenBank genome assembly.